AUGUUGCCCUCUACCUCCACCGGGCCAGUGGCACCAAUUCCCACCGUUGUUCCCGAUCUCCCGCACUUCCAGGAGCUCCAUGACGUAGGAAAGCGAACCCUCUGGGUGGUUACCGUCCUGAUGGGCAUCAGCUCGCUAGUGUUCUAUUCACUGAGUGCCCGUGCGCCUGUAGCCAAGCGGGUCUUCCACACUCUAUCUUCCUUGAUUACUACCAUCUCCUUCAUCACCUAUCUUGCCCUCUCGACAGGCCAGGGUAUCGGCUUUAAUCACGCACACAUUAUCAAUCACGGCACUCAUGGAAUCCCCAACACUCACCAAGACGUGUUCCGACAGGUGUUGUGGCUCCGAUAUGUGAACUGGGCCCUCAGCACACCCCUGUUGCUCACCAUCUUUGCGUUGGCGUCAGGCUUGCCAGGUGCAAACCUGCUUGCUGCCAUUGCGGCCAACUGGGUAAUGCUUGCUACCGGACUGUUGGGCUCUUUCGCCGGUCACACCCGCGUACGAUGGGUGUGGCUGACUCUAUCUUGUAUCUCUUAUCUGGUCACCCUGAAUCAUGCAGGAUUCCAUGCUCAAAAAGCAGCUCAGAAGCAGGAUGGACCGACACGCAAGUUCUUUGGAGCCUUUUCCGGAUCGGCAUUCAUUGCUCUUGCCUUGUUCCCAAUUACCCUCGCCGCUGGCACUCUCGCUCUGAAGUUGAGUGUUGAUAUUGAGACCAUCCUCUUUGCCAUCCAGGAUAUUUUCACCCAAGGCCUGUUGGGAUACUGGCUCCUUGGAUCGUCUGGCAGCUCUUUGGGAGUCUCCCUUCACUUGGACGGCUUCUGGUCUCAUGGUGCUGGCACUGGUGCUGUUCGCCUCCCUGAAGAUGAGGGCGCGUAA
Molecule: messenger RNA, 876 nt
Organism: Penicillium taxi
Lineage: Eukaryota; Fungi; Ascomycota; Eurotiomycetes; Eurotiales; Aspergillaceae
Product: opsin family protein
Exons: 5
Coding region: 1-876 (291 amino acids)
Cellular component (GO): plasma membrane; endoplasmic reticulum
Source: RefSeq, a predicted model, not a curated record